Messenger RNA from Meloidogyne enterolobii, 1197 nucleotides. The record is from the annotation of a GenBank genome assembly. NCBI's taxonomy places the organism in Eukaryota, Metazoa, Nematoda, Chromadorea, Rhabditida, Meloidogynidae.
AUGUGGCAGAAAAAAUCAUUUCUGCUAUUCUUAUUUUACAAUUGUCUGAUCCAAACUGCUUUUUCCGCAAGUCUAGGUGGUUCGGGUCGAAAAACUCUCAUUUCAAGACAAAGUUCUGAGGAGUCGGCAUAUGUUCAGAAGUUGGUAGGUAAAACACAAUAUUUUAUGCCGAAGGUUAUUGACGGGGAUGUUUAUUGCAAAGAAGGAGAUUUUGUUGAAAUAAAGAGUGAUGAAAAUCUUGAAACAUCAAAGAAAGGAUGUAAAUAUAGUACAUCAAAAGAUAUAACUGUUGCAAAAUUAUUGGAAUAUUUUUAUUUGAAAAUUGAUAAAAUUGAAGGAAUGAGAGGAAAACUUGAACAAGUAGAAUUUGAAAAUGAUAAAUGCAAUAUUGGCUUUCCUUUGCCAAAAAAUAUUUUUGGAAAAGCAUUUCUGCUCGACAACGCUUUGUCUUUUUCUGGAGAUGAAUUGGAAAAGUUGGUUCAUGGCGAAGAGAAAAUGGUUUAUGAUAAAUUAUUGAAGGAAGAAGAAGAGAAUGACGAUGAGGAUGAUAACAAAGAAGAAGAGAAUAAUGAUGAAGAAGAAGAAGAGGAUGAGGGAGAUGUUCGUUUAAGUACACAUGUUUUGCUUGAGGCAAUUUACAAGGGCAGUAAUGCAUUCACAAAGGAUUCUAUUUUGGAUUUUGAAAAAAUCCCAGAAAUGGAAUAUAAAUACGAAAUUCAAAAACAAAAGAAAUUUAAAAAUACAUCUAAAAGGAUUUCUCAGAAAAUACAUAAGAUAUUGAAAAAUAUGAUUGAAAGGAUGGAGAAAAAAAUUGGUAAAGAAAAUGAUACUGGAAGCCAAAUAUCCUCGCAGAAGGAAGAACCACCAACAGAGGAACAUGGUGAUUUUGAUAAAGAAAUGACAGAGCUUAAAAAAUUGAAAGAUGACAAGUUAACAAUUGAUAAAAAAUUAAAAUUAGAAAUUUAUGAAAAGAAAGAAGUAAUUGAAAAGAAAAUGAUAGGAAUUCUGAACGGAUAUAAAACAGUUGAAGAAAAGAAAGGACAGAUAGGUGAAUGGAAAAAAAUUGUUGAUAAUUGGGAAAAUGAUGCGAGAAAAUUUUUUGAAAAGAAAAUAGAAAUAAAAAAAGAUAAAGAAGGUCACAAGAAGUUGCUUGAAUAUAAACCGCAUGUAUUUGAAUUCCUUAAGGUAAAUAAAUAA